AUGUGAUUGGCUAAUAAGUAUAAAAAUUUGGAGAGAUCUCUCUGCAUUGCCUUUGUUGCAAAUGGCUGCGAGUGCGAGCUGUGCUACUCCUUACUCCAACGCUCCGUCUUCUCUCUCACGCUCUUUGUCUCUGCAAUACCGCGAGCUCUGUAACUUGCCAUACAAGUGUAAGCAGCACCAGAAUGUUCGAAUCGGUCUCUCAGCAGAGAACAAUAAGGGCUUUGGAACAUGGAAAACCUCUUCUCCUUCGUCUCUGCGCGUUUGCUGUCUCCGCGAUACCCAAGCUGCAGCUGUCACUGCUAAGUCAUGGGAUAAAUUGAUAUUGAGCAGUGAUACUCCUGUUCUUGUUGAAUUUCAUGCCACUUGGUGUGGCCCCUGCCAGAUGGUUCACCGGGUAAUUGAUGAGAUUGCAGGUGAGUAUUCAGGGAGACUAAAAUGCUAUGUACUGGACGCAGAUCGUGAACCGAAAGUUGCUGAGAACUAUGAUAUCAAGGCUGUCCCUGUGGUGUUACUGUUCAAGAAUGGGGAAAAAUUUGAGUCUGUUAUCGGAACAAUGCCCAAGGAGUUCUAUGUGGCUGCCAUUGAAAGACUUCUAUCUUCAUAAUGAGAACGUCAUGGUAGCAUAUGCGCAAAUUGGAUAACACUCUACUUCUAUUUAAAAAUUAUCUUCCUCGCUGGUGCCUUGUAAUUGCAUUUUCCUUUUCUAUGAAUCAUCGACUCGUUUUCCUCAACAUUGACUGCCCUCCGUGAAAGCACCUCCGGCUUCUUUCUUCACAAUGAAAUUUGUAUAGGGUCGGUGAACUUGUGAAUAGUGACUGUAGUAGUUAACUAAAGAUGUCCUGUUUCGUUGAUGUGUUUUUGUUGCUGUGACUAGUGACUUGCCUUGAGCUUUCUUAAGAUGAAUAUUAGUAGUAAUAUUUUGCUCCAA
Molecule: messenger RNA, 928 nt
Organism: Solanum stenotomum
Lineage: Eukaryota; Viridiplantae; Streptophyta; Magnoliopsida; Solanales; Solanaceae
Product: thioredoxin M3, chloroplastic-like
Exons: 2
Coding region: 62-604 (180 amino acids)
Cellular component (GO): cytoplasm
Molecular function (GO): oxidoreductase activity, acting on a sulfur group of donors, disulfide as acceptor
Source: RefSeq, a predicted model, not a curated record